Molecule: messenger RNA, 2419 nt
Organism: Liolophura sinensis
Lineage: Eukaryota; Metazoa; Mollusca; Polyplacophora; Chitonida; Chitonidae
Exons: 5
Coding region: 344-955 (203 amino acids)
Source: RefSeq, a predicted model, not a curated record
UCGACGCAUCUAAAGGCUAGCAGACGCGGGUAAAAUUAAGCUGUUACCCCUGUUAUCUGCAGGCAGUUCAUACCUGUUGAUUAGACCACCUGGCAGGUAAAUCGCUUUGUACUUCCACCCGCUGUGUUUGGAAGACAGUCAAGCUUCCGAACAAGUUAUACGGUACAGGUGUGUCUUUGUUAACUGGACAGUGUACCUGACCUGACUAAGGGAAAAUACCUGGAUUUUACCUGGAGCGGAUGGUGGCUCAAUGCACACACCUUUGUAGUUGGUCAACUAUUUUACCUGGAUAUACGUACCUAUUGUAGAGAGAACCCUACCCCUAACAGACAGACGGCACAGAAUGAAUUCCACAACGACAGAGUCACCGAAUAGCCUGAAGGACUCGGACAUCGUCAUCAUUGCUUCCGUUGUCGGAGGUGUAGCGGGACUUAUCGCCCUUGUCAUUGUAUUUCUCCUCAUUUGUCAAAGGUUUAUCCGGCGUGAUCCACAUGUUGAGGAAAGAAAACAAAUGAUAAAUCAUUUCGGAUCCGGGCACAAUUCUUUCCUCUCACACGACUACAAUCCGCAACAAACAUACUUAUACGACAACAACGUCGGCAACACCCUAGAAUUUAGAGAACGACCGCCAUUAGCCCCAACAAGGUCAAGGUCGUUUCAGGAAAGGCGUGACGUGGUUGGUAACGGAUAUGACUCAAAAGGAUUUUACGACACGCAUGUCAGAAGGAGCGGUUCGCUGGACUUCGGACAGAUGCGGCUGUGGGACAACAAAUUUCCGGACAGCGCGAGAGUUCAACAAAAUCCAGAGCCAAUCAGAAGAUUACCCGAUGCACGUGGACCGGAAAAUCACGUGGCAACGCUGCCCAGUGGAAACAGGCUACCAGCGUAUCAUGUCCCGAGGCCUAUUGUUGACAGCAGAUUUGAACCAUUGUGGCAAGGAUCCGGGUAUAUGUGAGACGUUCAACACCUGAAAUUAAAAUAAAAACAACAACAGUCUAACUGUGAUCUGCCAACGAAAAGCUAGUGCUUGGGUGUGCAGAUGUUAAACUACGCUUUUUUUGUUCAUUUGUCAUUAGUCCAGUGUGAAACAUGCAAUGGAUGCGAGUAUUUUUGCGUACAAGUUCCGUUAUGUUUCGUUCAGUCUUUAUCUUCAGAAAAAUAGUCUUUAGCUCUGUCUGUGUACCAGUGGAAAAUGUUUUUGGUGUCCCAUGUUUUUGCAUAAGUCAUUCACUUAAAUGAUCCUGGGUGCAAGAUGACAUGAAAUUGUUUACAUAAUAUCGCUGCUAUUGUGGAUUUAUUGCGCCAUAUAAAUAUAGUUUAUUUUUGUCUUGGUGUAAAGGAAAUAGAGUACAGACAUGGCGAAAGCGAUGUUUUAGUGCUUUAAAUGUGUCGUGAAAACAUAUGUGCAUGGAAGGACGCAAGGGAGUCGUUUUACACUGUAUUUGGUUUUAAACUUAGAGCGGGUUAACACAAAGAAGUGUGACUUAAGAAAUUUAUUUAUUUAUUUGAUUGGUGUUUUACACCGUACUCAAAUAUAUUUCACUUAUACGACGGCGGCCAGCGUUAUGGUGGGAGGAAACCGGGCAGAGUCCGGGGAAAACCCACGUACGGCCAACUUAAGAAUCUUAAGAUAGGUGUCUUUUAUAUAUCCGUUGUUUAAGAGUAAAUGCCCUGCAAAACGUGCGCAUGUGUAGGCGAGGCGUGCCGGGGAGCAAAACCAUGUACAAGUAGCACGUUUGCAUGGGAAGCUGUAAAUGGUAGGAAAUGUAUGUUCAUGUGAGUUUUUUUUUACACUGGUUUUUGUGAUGAAAGUAAAACUUGGUUCUGCGAUAACGUGAACAUUUAUACAAAAGUUGAAUUGAUAAAGGCAAAAAAAGCAGUGUGACAUCAUUAUUGUAAACAUGCAUUUGUAAAUGGUCUAUAUCACGAAUACACGUAAACCUAUGCAUGUGCGACUUGCCUCCCCUGAAUAGUAAAAUGGAUUGGGACAUGAACCGUUUAUGGCUUAUCGCGUUUAUGGACAUGCGCACUUACAGGUCCUACGUGUACAUGAUUGCCACACCAGCAAGCGAUCCACGAAUUAAUAAAGCUUUAUCGGAAUUAUAUUAAUAAUUGUUAUAAUGUUUAAAUAUAUAUUUUUUAUGUGAUUAUAUGACUACUUGUACGUGCCUGUUAUACCACGCAGCCAUAAAUCACCUUAGUUUUCAAGAACCAGUCGCAAAGGCAUUCUUUCCUGCCCACAUAUAUUCAAAAUUGCAAAGUGUACAUGUAUUUCGAAGUGAUAUUCAGUUUAAAAGUUAUUUUUAAUUUAUUAUCAUUUUCCCUUUCUCUUGUAUUUUAUUUUGGGCCAAUGAUGAGUCUCUACAGCAUUUCAACAGCAUAUUUUGAAGUUGAACUACAUGUAGGAUUAUCUCCCCUU